Messenger RNA from Vanrija pseudolonga, 1372 nucleotides. RefSeq names its product D-xylose 1-dehydrogenase (NADP(+)). The coding region runs from base 204 to 1355 and encodes 383 amino acids. Lineage: Eukaryota; Fungi; Basidiomycota; Tremellomycetes; Trichosporonales; Trichosporonaceae. The transcript is spliced from 5 exons. Gene Ontology annotation, molecular function: nucleotide binding. The record is from RefSeq and is a predicted model, not a curated record.
CUCUGUCAACAUCCACACCGACCGACUCGGGACGCUACUCGGCACCCUCAUCAAUCCUACAGGGUCGGAAAGACCGGUCCGGCGGCGCGCGAGGGCUCGGUGGGGCACCCCGGGCCAAACGCGAUGCCGCCAAGGCCAAGACAAGAACAAGUAACACGGUCGCGCCCUUGUCGACUUCUUUCCUUCGACUCUUCAUCGAUACCAUGGCCGCGCCGUACACUCUUCGCUGGGGCAUCAUCUCGACGGGGUGGAUCUCGACCGAGUUUACAGAGGACCUCCUCGUUGACCCAGCCACCCGAAACGUGAAUGACGUCGCGCACGUCGUCGAGGCGGUCGGCUCGCGCUCGCUCGAGUCGGCACAAAAGUUCAUCGACAAGCUCAAGGCCGCGCCGGAGCCAUACGCGUGGGGCGUGGCCCGCGGCGCGCUCGACAAGACCAAGGCGCGUGCGAGCUAUCAGGAGGUGUACGAUGACCCCGACGUUGACGUCGUCUACAUCGGCACGCCCGUGACCCACCACCACAAGGACGCCAAGGCAGCCCUUCUGGCAGGCAAGCACGUCGUGUGCGAGAAGCCAUUCACGUUCGACCUCGCCGAGCUGGACGAGCUGAUCGCCAUUGCGCGCGAGAAGAAGCUCUUUUUGAUGGAGGCUGUGUGGACGCGCUUCCACCCCAUCUCGUACGCGGUGCAGGACGUGCUCGCGUCCGGCGUGCUCGGCCGGCCGCGGCGCUACGCCGCCGACUUCUCCAAGGACUUUAAGCUCGAGACCAAGCCGAUCAGCCACCGCCUGCUGGCGCCCGAGCUGGGCGGCGGCGGCCUGCUCGACAUGGGCCCGUACCCAUCCGUCUGGGCGAUGCUCACGCUCCACCAGCACCCGCUCAACACGAAGCGCACCCCGCCCAAGGUCGUCAACACGUACCAGACCAUCUACAGCCGCACGGGCGUCGAUGCGCGCUCACGCUGGGUGCUGGAGUUCGAGGAGCUCGGCGCAGAGGGCAUCCUCAUGACCGACAUGCUGUGCCAGAACUUCAAGGAGGGCGCCGUUGUGCUCCAGUGUGAAGAGGGCGACCUCGUCAUUGAGUCGCCGCCGCAGAAGCCGGGCGUGUUCCACAUCGUCCCGCACGAGGAGGUCGACGGUGUCAAGGAGCGCAGCACGCACGACUACACUAUUCCAGCUGCGCAAGGCCACGGGCUGGCGUUCGAGGCCGACGCGGUUGCGCGCUGUAUCCGCGACGGGCAGACCGAGUGCCCGCGCAUGCCUCUCGACGAGAGCCGUAUCGUUCAGAGCUGGUUCGACGCCGUGCGCAAGAACGGUCGCACCGUCAUGAGGGACAUGGAGGGGACCGCAGGGAAAUAGGCAGGCAGAUCGCUUCA